AUGGCCAAGGUAGCGCCUGUUGUUGCCCUGUCGCAUGGCGGAGGCCCUAUGCCCCUCCUCGACGACCCUAGCCACAAGGACAUCAUCUACUCUCUCAAGAACCGCGUACCCAAGAUUCUCAAGCUGGGCACCCCGGAACAGCCCCGCGCCAUCGUCCUCGUCACAGCUCACUGGUCCACCGACAAGCCCACCAUCUCAUCCGGCGCAUCGCAUCGUCUGCUGUACGAUUACUAUGGUUUCCCCCGCGAGACAUAUUCCCUCAAGUACCCAGCCCCAGGACAUCCCGAGGUGGCCCGUGAGGUUGCGGAUGCUCUCAAGGAGGAAGGUCUCGAGCCUGAGCUAGACGAUGAGCGUGGCUGGGAUCACGGCGUCUUUAUUCCUCUGCUUCUCGUCAACCCCAAGGCCGAUGUCCCCGUGGUGCAAAUGUCGGUUCUUGAGUCUGAAGACCCUGAGCAACACCUUCGUAUGGGUAAGGCGCUAGCCCGUCUCCGAGCCAGCAACGUCGCCAUCAUCGGCUCCGGCUUCGCAAGCUUUCACAACCUUGGCAUCAUGCGACAGCUUAUGAUGGCCGGACCUUCUCAGCGCGCUCAGUUCCGAGGUGUAAGCGAUGCAUGGAACAGGGCCCUUACCGACGCGACAGUCAGCAAGGACAGGAAUGAGGCUCUCAAAGGGUGGCGCAAGUUUCCUCACGCAGAUACCAUGCACCCACCUCACGGAGGCGAACACUUUAUGCCGCUGCUCGUAUGCGCCGGUGCUGCGGUGGAGGGUGAAGAGACGGGGAGGUAUAGCGAUGAGUUUGCGGGGGUUGAGAUUAAUACCUAUUACUGGGGUGCCGACAAGAACGGGAACCUAUAG
Messenger RNA from Fusarium vanettenii 77-13-4, 855 nucleotides. RefSeq lists its product as uncharacterized. The record is from RefSeq and is a predicted model, not a curated record. NCBI's taxonomy places the organism in Eukaryota, Fungi, Ascomycota, Sordariomycetes, Hypocreales, Nectriaceae. The coding region runs from base 1 to 855 and encodes 284 amino acids. Gene Ontology annotation, molecular function: zinc ion binding; ferrous iron binding; oxidoreductase activity, acting on single donors with incorporation of molecular oxygen. The transcript has 2 exons.